Cercospora beticola is the source of this 891-nucleotide messenger RNA. Its product is annotated as class I SAM-dependent methyltransferase. NCBI's taxonomy places the organism in Eukaryota, Fungi, Ascomycota, Dothideomycetes, Mycosphaerellales, Mycosphaerellaceae. The record is from RefSeq and is a predicted model, not a curated record.
CUACAAGUAAAUGUGAUCUCUCUCUUUGAUAUACAUUUUACAGCCCAUGCUUCUCGAGACAUCGACACACAGAAGGAUUUCAACAUGGCAUCCGCAGUCUCCAACAUCCGCGCCAACAACGGCAACGCUCGAUUCAAUGAAGAAGCUCUUUCCUGGGAUUCACGACCUUUUGUCCACGAAGCAUCCCAAGCAGCCUCGAAAGCCAUAUCCUCCAAGGUUUCUGAUCUUCGGCUGCACAGCCAAGAUUCCCAGACUCCAGGCCUUCAAGUCCUCGAGAUCGGCUGCGGAACAGGAAUUCUCAGCUUUCUCAUGGCCAAAGGCCCCUCAAUUGGUCGAAUCGUUGCCGUCGAUGCCGCGGAGGGAAUGAUCGAAGUGCUAAAGACCAAAUUAUCGAAAGAUCCCGAAGCCGCAACAAAGAUUGUCCCUUUGGCAUUGAUGUUGGAAGAUCCCGAGGAUCCCGCUCUUCCGGAAGGAGAAGAUGGCAGAAGACAGAAAUUCGAUUUAAUCACAAGUCAUCUUGUCCUUCAUCACAUUCCCGAACUCAAAGCGGUGCUGAGAACGAUGUAUGGAUGUUUGGCACCCGGGGGAAGGGUCAUGUUGACGGACUUUGAGGAUUUCGGACCAGAGGCGAAGAGGUUUCAUCCGGCAGGAAAGAUGGACGGAGUGGCAAGGCAUGGAAUUAACGCGAAGGAGAUGGAGGCAAUGUUGAGAGAUGUGGGCUUUGAGGAUGUUGAAGUGAAGGCCGAGUGGACGAUGGAGCAGAAGGUAGAGAAAUUCGAUGGAGAGUUUGCGGAGACGAAAAGUGCGGAGUUUGCAAGAGUGGUAGAGGAGGAGCAGUCUGGUGAGAUCAUGGAGUUUCCAUUUGUGGUUUGUUAUGGGGUGAAAAGGUGA